CUGUGACGUCACGUUGGGGAGGAGGCGUUGUUUGCAAAGCCUUGGAAGUGACUCCCAACUUUUUAAGAAUUAGAGAGAAUGUCAAGUACUCCAGUUGCUGUGGUGACCGGGUCCAACAAAGGCAUUGGGCUGGCCAUAGUGAGGGCUCUGUGCAAGCAGUUCUCUGGGGAUGUGUACCUGACAUCCCGGGACGUCGGACGGGGCAAGGCAGCGGUGGCAAAGCUGCAGGGAGAGGGACUGACACCACUCUUCCACCAGCUGGACAUCACCGAUCUUCAAAGUAUCCGAACCCUCCGUGACUUCCUGAAGGAGAAAUACGGGGGACUGAAUGUGUUAAUCAACAAUGCAGGGAUUGCCUUCAAAGGUGCAGACACGACUCCAUUUGCUACACAAGCAGAAGUCACUCUGAAAACAAAUUUUUUUGCCACCAGGGAUGUUUGCACAGAGCUGUUACCUCUGCUGAAACCUAAUGCCAGAGUGGUGAAUGUGUCUAGCAUGUGUGGUGCUUCAGCAUUGGCUAACUGCAGCCAAGAUCUGCAGAAGAAAUUUCGGAGUGACACCAUCACUGAAGAGGAGCUAGUUAAACUCAUGGAAAAGUUUGUAGAAGACACCAAGAAGGGAGUGCAUGAGAAGGAGGGCUGGCCAAAUCAUGCUUAUGGUGUGUCCAAAACUGGAGUGACCGUUUUGUCCAGAAUUCAAGCAAGGGUGUUGAAUGAGACAAGGAAAGGCGAUGGUAUCCUGCUGAACGCCUGCUGCCCUGGAUGGGUUAGGACCGACAUGGCUGGUCCCAGAGCCACCAAAUCGCCAGAUGAAGGAGCCGAGACUCCAGUUUAUUUGGCCCUUUUACCUCCUGGUGCUGUUGGGCCUCAUGGCCAAUAUGUUAGUGAAAAGACAGUACAGAAAUGGUAACUUCCCUCACAUUUCUGGAGGUACACACUGGAGAUCGGAAACAUUUGGCUUGAUCUAACAAUAGCAGUAUAGAUAGAAUUCGGAAUAUGAUAAUAUAACGAUGUGAUAAUGUGAUACAGAAGUGCCUGUAUGUCCUGUCAUGUCUUGUUCCAUGUAGCAAGAAAUGCUGGCCUUUAAAGUGCUUUCCCUUUCCUACUUUUGGGCACCUAACUCAGUUCUUUAUUGUUAUCAUAAUUUUGUAAAAUCAUUCACUCCUGGAAGACUUCUACAAUGUGCCUGCAUAGCUUUUUCAUAUUUUUUCAGUGGUAGUUUUCUAUAGAUGGGUAAAGACUUUGUUUCAACAAGCAUUAUGUUUGGACCCGCCUGUUUUCUGGAAUGCAAACAUUAAACUACUGCAGUUGUUCAGCAAAAUCAGUACCCUUGGAUGCAUUGAAUAAAACACUUAUUAACUAAUCAAAUCAGGCUUGCUUUGGGGCAAGGGUUUGCACACAAUCUGUGAAGAUACACACUUCAGUGUAUGGCAAUUCACUUCUCUUUCAAGGGAAGAAAAACAGGAUUCAGCAUUGUAGUAAAUUACUUUUGAUUUUUUUACGGCCAAAGAGAUACACCUUUAAAGCAGAGUCUCCCAAAAUCUGUAGAAAUGAAAUUCAAGCUGAUAUUUAUGAAUUCAACUCUUUUUGAUCAGUAUUAAAAACUUUCACCCCCAAAA
Anolis sagrei ordinatus is the source of this 1618-nucleotide messenger RNA. RefSeq names its product carbonyl reductase [NADPH] 1-like. Lineage: Eukaryota; Metazoa; Chordata; Lepidosauria; Squamata; Anolidae. Gene Ontology annotation, molecular function: carbonyl reductase (NADPH) activity. The record is from RefSeq and is a predicted model, not a curated record.